AUGGGAGAUCUUGCGGCAGAGCCGGAAUGUCUUCCUCGAAAGACUCGGCUUGCAGGUGGCCAAUUUUUUGAUAUAUCUCGCAACUACAUGCGACGUUCCAGGCUCGGACACCCUGAUUUGUCUCAUAAGAUCAUUACACCCAGCGAGCCUUACCUGAAGGGUAUCAAAAAAGAUUUUCCUCAUUUUUCUACUGGUUAUUCGAUACCCGCGGAAUUGAGACCUCCGAACAUUGGACCGACCCAGAUUGUGCCACCCUGA
This is a messenger RNA of Serpula lacrymans var. lacrymans S7.9, 258 nucleotides long. RefSeq lists its product as uncharacterized. The record is from RefSeq and is a predicted model, not a curated record. The transcript is spliced from 2 exons. The coding region runs from base 1 to 258 and encodes 85 amino acids. Lineage: Eukaryota; Fungi; Basidiomycota; Agaricomycetes; Boletales; Serpulaceae.